Fraxinus pennsylvanica is the source of this 477-nucleotide messenger RNA. The record is from the annotation of a GenBank genome assembly. NCBI's taxonomy places the organism in Eukaryota, Viridiplantae, Streptophyta, Magnoliopsida, Lamiales, Oleaceae.
AUGGCAGAGAAAUUGGCUCCAGAGCAACGCCACAGCUUCGUCCAUAAUGGCCAGAAGGUGUUCGAGUGGGAUCAAACGCUGGAAGAGGUGAAUAUGUACAUCACCCUUCCACCAAAUGUUCCGAAGAAACUAUUUAACUGUAAGAUUGAUUCCAAGCAUGUCCAAGUUGGGAUUAAAGGAAACCCUCCAUAUCUUGAUCAUGAUCUUACCUGCCCGGUGAAGACAGAUUGUUCAUUUUGGACUCUAGAGGACGAUGUAAUGCAUAUAACCUUGCAAAAGAGAGACAAAGGUCAGACAUGGUCUUCUCCUAUUUUAGGUCAAGGCCAGUUGGAUCCUUACACCACAGAUCUCGAACAAAAGCGCCUCAUGCUUCAACGAUUUCAAGAGGAGAAUCCAGGCUUUGACUUCUCACAGGCACAGUUCUCAGGCAAUUGCCCUGAUCCAAUGACUUUCAUGGGUGGGAUCCACUCAAGCUAA